Sclerotinia borealis F-4128 is the source of this 1056-nucleotide messenger RNA. NCBI's taxonomy places the organism in Eukaryota, Fungi, Ascomycota, Leotiomycetes, Helotiales, Sclerotiniaceae. The record is from the annotation of a GenBank genome assembly.
AUGGAGAUUUCGUUUGGGACUAUAAAGUCCGUCCUAAUAUUCUUCGGACCAAUUCUUCUACCCAAAGCAAUCGGAUACUAUCGAUCCGCGCGCGCAGCUCCUCAAAUACACGGUCUCGCUAUUCGACCCGCUCCGCCACAUGUUUCCCGCGCUCUCACAAUCCUGUUCAUAGCUUCCCUCGCUUUCCUCAUCAAGACCUUCCCUACAUUCACCACGCCCUCCCUCUUCACCCUCACUCAAUCUCGCCUCCAAAUCCCCACCGAUGUCCUGUUUACUCGUCUUCAGGGUCUACGUCCCAAUGGUCUUCUCCCUAGCGAGGAACUCUUGCGCUCGAAAUUUACAAGUAUUGAGUCCCGACUCUUGUAUCUGAAAUACGGCCCAGAUACCAUAACCGAUUGUCUCUUCUGCACCCCCGAAGACCCAUCAUCCUACCUCUACUACUCACUCGUCAGCAUCCUCGUCCCCCACCUCUUCAAUCUCUUUAUUCUCGCCCUCGUCACCAGUGGCCUCUUCAUCGGCAAAGAAGCCAGUAUCUGGCGACCCACCGCUACCAUGGCCGCCGUAGCCAUCGCUAUCCUCGACAUCUAUUUCGUCUCAUCCUACAACCACCAAAGCAAUUCCCGCACCACCCGAUUUGAAGAAAUCGAUUUCUUCCACUGGAACAUGCAACUCUAUCGCAACAUAGCCCUCGCCGCUCUCGACGGACUCCUCGGCUACCUCCUCUAUCUAUCAUCUACGCACCGCGCCUUCCUCACCCCACCCACUUCGGCCGAGCGAAUAGAAGCCACGACGAAAAUCAUAGAUCAAGCAAGAGGUAGAUUGAACGGCAUAGCAUUGAUGCGUAAUGCAACAGUCAGAGAUAGAGAUUUGAGAGAAAAGGUAGAGGAGUAUUGGGUGAGGGAAGGAAAUGUUAUGAGAGAGGUGCUGGAGACGAGGGAGGUGGUGGAUGGUGUGAGGAAUGCUUUGGAGAGUAGAGUGGAUUUGGUUGCGGUGCAGAGGGAUGCGGAGGGGUUCGCUGAGGCGGUUUUGGGCGCUGCUGCGAAUGUGGUUGUUUGA